Molecule: messenger RNA, 1699 nt
Organism: Rhipicephalus sanguineus (brown dog tick)
Lineage: Eukaryota; Metazoa; Arthropoda; Arachnida; Ixodida; Ixodidae
Product: serine/threonine-protein kinase SMG1-like
Source: RefSeq, a predicted model, not a curated record
GUGUCAGGAGGUGAUAUCGGAGUUCCACCACCACUACGGCCUCGGAACGGACGUGACAUUCGCGCAGGCUGCCCUGGCUCAGCACUACGAGCUCCAGUCGGCCGUGGCAGACUGCAACUCUCACAUCAUGGCUGUGCUGAAACGCAAGCAAACUGAAGGACCCGACUACCUGCCUGAUGCUCAGGCUGCAGUCAUGUCGCUUGCCCAAGGCAGCAGUGAUGGAAAGACUGUUGCAGACACACAGACUGAUACCGUAAAAAAUGAAAACCGAGAAAAAGAGUGUGCAAACGAACAACUGCUUGAAAAGCAGAACCCGUCCCAGAAGCCUGCGGUGGUGGCUGCCCUGCUUGGUGCCCUCUGCCCAUGCGCCCAGAACCUGGUUGUCUUGGAGACCACUGCGGCCGCCUCGGCCGAGCGCCUGGCCGACUUACAGUUCUGGGGCUCCGACUGGUUCUUGCAGGACCUUCACAUGCUGGCCGCUGUGGCGAACGAGAUGGGACAGGCCCUCAUGCAGCUGGAUCCACCAGCUGAGACUGUGCAGCUGUGUGCAGUGGUCGAGUCCAUCUACAAGGUGUUUGCAGCCUUGCUGGAUGUGGUGGUGCACUUCCAGAACAUCAUUCUGCCUGAGGCCCUGAAGCGAUCCAUGGAGACGAGUGUGCUAGCCCUGGUGUCUAGCAUGCACGAGCCACCCCUCGGUGGCCAGGGCGUCAUGGAGUUCAUUGGGGAGCUCACCAGGCAGCUGCACCAGAAGAUGACCGACGGGUUGCCGUAUGAACCAACACCAGCGCUGGAAGACAUCAAGGUUGCUUUUGACGAGUUGUUGAAGACAGAUGACACUGGACUGACGCCUGGAAAGAUGCUCGUCCAAGGUUUCCACGGCCUCUUUGCCAAAACUGCCACCGAAUUGUCCAAAUUCUAUGCCACACUGAAUGGCAUAGACCUUGACUGGAAGUGCGUCGACAUCGUUUGGAACUCCUACUCGCUUUGUCCCCCACACGUGGACGCCCUGGACGCAUACCUGAAGGACGUGAUGUUCCUGCAGUGCCUGCAGUGCAUGCACCAGAUCUUCUCGCCACCGCUGCUGACGGGCAUGGCCGAAGACCAUGCGUUCCUGCCUGUCAAGCACUGCAUUGCCACCAUCUACAGAGUUCAGAUGCUGGGCCUGCCAUCGUUUGCCCUGUCCUCGUGUUUGUGUGCCGUGCUGGCCCUGCCCCACGGAGGCAGUCAGAGCCAGCUGCGGCUGGAGACCCCGGCCAGCCGCACCCUGGAGUCCCUGUCAGACGGCUGGGAGGCCAGCAGCGAGGCCGUGUUGGCCGUCAGGUCCCUAGAGGCGGCACAGCGCCACCGCGACGUCCUGCGCCGCCUGGACCAGGCGGAGGGGGUGCUGCGGGUGCGGCUGCACCGCUGCCAGCUGCGCCUUGCCUCCCACCACUGGCUCCACGAGGAGGCCCUGCCCAACCCCGGAGGACAGACCCUGCCUGCCAGGGCGAACCUUCUGGCCGAGAUGCGCAAGGCGGCGCAAGCGGCGGCCUCCCUGGCAGCCACACUGGCCGAAGCCAAGGAGGCCCACCUUUCCCUGGCGGGGGCCAUCGAGCAGCGACUGAAGUGGGCCGGUGGGGCCAACCCUGCUCUGGGCAACACACGCGACACCUUUGCCCACCUGCUGGACCACUGGACGGACACCGUCCAGGUGAGUUGA